This is a messenger RNA of Penicillium subrubescens, 1710 nucleotides long. RefSeq lists its product as uncharacterized. The transcript has 8 exons. The coding region runs from base 1 to 1710 and encodes 569 amino acids. NCBI's taxonomy places the organism in Eukaryota, Fungi, Ascomycota, Eurotiomycetes, Eurotiales, Aspergillaceae. The record is from RefSeq and is a predicted model, not a curated record. Gene Ontology annotation, molecular function: amino acid transmembrane transporter activity. Gene Ontology annotation, biological process: amino acid transmembrane transport. Gene Ontology annotation, cellular component: membrane.
AUGGAGCCCGCCACACACCCACCCGAGAUGGGUGAACGCAAGAACUCACGAGAGGCAAUGAAAGGUCUUGACCCACGAAUGCAUGCAAAGCACGACAGUGAGGAGGCCUUGACCUCUGAGCUCAUAUCAGCUGGCUCGGAGCAUCUUCAACGAAAGCUAGGUGGAAAGGAAAUCCAGCUGUUAGCGGUGGGUGGUGCUAUUGGAACAUCUUUGUUUGUUCAAAUGGGCGCGAGUCUACCAAAGGGUGGCCCGGCAGGCCUUUUCCUUGGGUUUGUUGUCUAUGGAACUGUCAUCUGGUGUGUACUAUGUAUGCUGAUGAGGCAAUUAUGUAUAGCUGAAAUGGUUACCUAUCUUCCGAUUGCUUCUCCCUUUAUCCGCCUGGGUGGGUUUUGGGUUGAUGAUGCCUGGGGUUUUGCGAUGGGCUGGAACUACUUCUUCCUUAUGGCCUUCGCAAUCCCGUAUGAAAUCACGGCAAUUAAUGUCCUCCUUACGUACUGGACCGACAAAGUUCCGGUGGUCGCGGUUGUGAUGAUAUGCUUGGUAAUAUAUGCUGGUCUAAAUGGACUUGCAGUCAAGUAUUUCGGGACUGCAGAGUUUUAUCUAGCCAUCUUCAAGGUCUUCCUCAUGCUGGGACUCAUUGCCUACACUUUUGUCACCAUGGUUGGUGGCAAUCCAGAGCACUGGGCCUAUGGCUUUACCUAUUGGAAGAACCCUGGUGCUUUUGUCGAGUACCUCGCUCCUGGAAACACCGGACGCUUUCUCGGGUUUGUUUCUUGUAUUAUCCAAGGCUCCUUCACUAUGGUCGGUCCCGAGUUCAUCGCGAUGACAGCCGGUGAAUCAGAGAAUCCUCGCAAAUUGAUGCAUCGGGCUUUCACCUCUUUCGUAUGGCGUCUUCUCCUUUUCUUCCUCGGUGGAGCUCUCUGCGUUGGGAUUGUAAUUCCUUAUAAUGACGAGCUUUUGCUCAAAUAUAUCGAGGGAACUGAGGGUGGCACUGGAGCUGCCUCUCCCUACGUUAUUUCAAUGGUCAAAUUCGGAAUCAAAGGUCUCCCCUCCCUUGUCAACGCUCUGAUCAUGACCUCCGUCAUUUCUUGUGGAAACAACGUUGUUUAUUCCUCCAUUCGAACACUCCAUGGCCUAGCAGUGGACGGCAAGGCGCCCGCAAUCUUUGCCAAGUGUAACAAAUUCGGUAUUCCGGUUUACUCGGUCAUCGCAGCACUCGCGUUCUGCCUUCUUUCCUUGCUACAGCUUGGCAAUACCUCUGCCACUGUUCUAAACUGGCUGGUCGGAAUCUGCACUGCAUCUUACAUGAUCAACUACUUCGCGACGGUCGUAACUUACCUGCAUUUCUACGCCGCUCUCAAACGCCAGGGCAUUGACCGAAAGACUCUGCCAUAUCGGGGAUACUUCCAACCUUAUGCGGCAUAUUAUGCCGCGGUGAUGACAUUCGUCGUGGCCUUGGUGCUCGGAUACACCGUUUUCAUUGAUGGUCAUUGGGACAUUACGACGUUCUUUACGUCUUACCUGAUGAUCGGGUUUUUCAUCGUGGCAUUUGUGGUUUGGAAGCUUUUCAAGCGGACCAACUAUGUUCGUCCGGGAACGGCGGAUCUUCAGCUUGGGGAUAUCAAGGCCCAGAUUGAUCUCUAUGAGGCAUUGUAUGAGCCACCAAAAAGGGGCAAGAUUUCGGGUUGGUUCAACAGCUGGUUUGAGUAG